GCCACGAAGGGGUGCGCUCCCGCCAUUUUGGGCGUGAGGCGAUGUGAGGGGGGCGGCACCGGGGGGGUGACCGCUUCUGGGCCAGGUGCCCUCCUCAGCCGGUUCUGGGCUGUGAGGGGGAUCCCCAUGAAUUCCAAAAUGAAACAAAAGUUGAAUGUGGAGAAGUCGUCGGGAUCUUUGCAGAAAUACCUCACAGAUACUGCAUGCAGUGCUUCCCCAAGACAGACUCUUAAAAUGAUUCAGCCUUCAGCAAAAGGUUGCCUGGUUGGCAGAGGUAAUGAGAAGAAAUCUUCAGUCAAACGGAAACUCUGGAAUAACAAGUUUACUUCCUCAACUUGUAAAGCUGAGGUGUUUGUGGACAAAGGGCAAGAAAAUGAGAAUACAGAUGAUAUCAUUCAAGCUGUAGAUCUCAUUAAAAAAAGUCCUUCAUCUCAAUACUGGAAAGAAGUGGCUGAAGAAAGGAGGAAGGCUCUGUAUGAAGUCCUUCAAGAGAAUGAGAAGUUGCACAAAGAAAUUGAACAGAAAGAUGGGGAAAUUGCCCGCCUAAAGGAAGAAAAUGAAGAGCUAAUGUCACUGGCUGAACACGUGCAUUAUAUGACAAGCAUGAUCGAGAGGUUAACAGGGCAAGAAACUGACAAUCUUGAGACAUUGGAAAGUCUGGCUUUAGAGGAAUCCAAAGAAGAAAAUGAAGAAUUUAACCCUGGAGAUGAUGCAGACAGUACUUCUGAAGAAGGGCCAUUACAAGUAUCAUGUGGUUUAAGGGAGAGUGUAUCAGAUGAUACUUCAGGUGAAGCAAAGUACUGACAGCUGGAGUGAUGACCUUAAAUGGGCUUGUGUAUAUGCCUUCUUUUAACUGCAGUCUUCCUCUUGAAAGGAUAUACUAAAACUUUUCAGGUAUAGAAGCUUGUGGGAGCAUUACAGAUCAUGGUUUUUAACUGGAAUUAUGUAGCAGUGAGUAUUUGAAUACUGCUUGUACAGCUUGUUACAGGCUGCAGUUAAUUGCUUGUUUUAAGUCUGAAUACUGUGUAUUUUGAACUGUUGUGUAAAUACCAUUUGGUCUGACAUGAUGUGAAAAAUGAUAAAUAAAUCUUUACCUUAAUAAAA
This is a messenger RNA of Anas platyrhynchos (mallard), 1104 nucleotides long. RefSeq names its product geminin DNA replication inhibitor (gene GMNN). Gene Ontology annotation, cellular component: nucleus. The record is from RefSeq and is a predicted model, not a curated record. Lineage: Eukaryota; Metazoa; Chordata; Aves; Anseriformes; Anatidae. Gene Ontology annotation, biological process: negative regulation of cell cycle; negative regulation of DNA replication.